AUGUCGGUGAAACACCCACGGCGAUCCACAAGCGCCUGCAAUGCCAUGACGAACCCUGGCGUCCUCACAGUCUCCGUCGCCAUUGGCAUCCUGGCCCUCGUGGUGCCACUGAUCAGCCCCUACUCGAAGUACUCAGGGAUGAUCAACCGAGCAACUCCCUACAUCUACCCAGUGCCUGUGAGAGAUGAUGGCAACAUGCCCGACAUCCCUUCCCAUCCCUGCGACAAGGAGGGGCCCAGUCUGGAGUGGCUGAAGAAGCUGUGACGCAUCCCAGGCUGCGGAGGGAACCUUCCCCCAGGGCCGGGUCAGCAUGCUGCCCCCUGCCUGCUACAGGUGGUUCGGUUCUCUCGGCCUCCCCCUCCUUCCUCUGGCCG
Messenger RNA from Pelodiscus sinensis (Chinese soft-shelled turtle), 374 nucleotides. The record is from RefSeq and is a predicted model, not a curated record. NCBI's taxonomy places the organism in Eukaryota, Metazoa, Chordata, Testudines, Trionychidae.